Messenger RNA from Linum trigynum, 2626 nucleotides. Lineage: Eukaryota; Viridiplantae; Streptophyta; Magnoliopsida; Malpighiales; Linaceae. The record is from the annotation of a GenBank genome assembly.
UCACUAUUAGGUAUUAGCCUAAAACCUCCAUUUCUUCCUUCCCUCCUCCCUCUUUUCCAAAAUGUACAGACUAAUAGGUUUGACCAUCCUGCUCACCAUCGCCAUGGCCGUCACAACCCCAUUCGCCCAAGCCCAACAACCAUCGGUCAGCUGGGCCAAACGGCUCGACUCGGGAACCGGCCCGGACACCGUAACCAACCUCCAGUUCUACUUCCACGACACCCCCAGCGGCAGCAACCCGACCGCCGUCCAGGUCGUCAAGCCCGUGGCCACCGCGUCCGACUCCAACUCCUUCUUCGGCGCCGUCGUGAUGGUCGACGACCCGCUGACGGAGACAUCCGACGCGGGCUCGAUGCUCGUGGGCCGGGCCCAAGGGAUGUACACCUUCUCGAGCCAGAACGAGUCCGCGAUCAUCAUGUCCAUGAGCUUGGGCUUCACGGACGGGCCUUACAACGGCAGCUCACUGAGCGUGAUGGGUAAAAACAUGGUCAUGAACCCGACCCGGGAGCUUCCCGUGCUGGGCGGCACGGGGAUGUUCAGGAUGGCGCGUGGGUAUGCGGUGUUGAAGACGGUGACGUUUAACACCACGAGCGGAGAUGCUGUUGUGAAUUAUAACGUUACGGUGUAUACUCCGGCUACCGGUGAAAAUGGACAAGCCUCGUCGGCGUUGAGUUCUUCUUCUUCUUCCCCGAGGAUGAUGAUGCGUGGGAGGUGGUGGAUGGUUGGCGCUGCGAUUGCAGCGGCCGCAUUUCUUUGAUUUGUUUUAACACUCACUUAUGAGAAAUUAUGAUUUUCACAUUAUUAUAAUUCUGUUGUUGGCUUCAAUAUUUGAACAUAAUGUGUGAUGAUUUUAUCAUCUAUACAUAUUAUUAAUUAUUGGAUGAAAAAGUAUAUAUUGAACUCUUUGGUCUAAUAAAAAAAAAAAAAAUUAUGUGUAGGAUUAUUGCAAGUUAAUAAAUAUGUACUCCAAUUAUUUUCUCUUUGUUGUCUUUAUUUUAUAAUGCGUUUAUUUGUGUUUAGUAGAUAGAAUAUAAACUACAUGGACUUAAAUUUACAUUAGAAGGCUGUUUGUGAUGUAUUUUCUUUUUCUUUUAAUGUGUUGCACGACAGGGUGAUUACUAACCACUACGUAAUUAAAGCAUCAUUCUUUUUAAGGAGAAGAAAAAUAUUGUCCAAUGAUGAACAUGAGGAGCACCACUUUCAUUCAGCCUUCCGAAUGUAAUAUUAUUUUGUUCUUGAUACGGAUUUAGUAUCUAAUUUUGGUAUUUAAUGUUGAUAUCAGUAGCUAAUCCGUCAUCACAAGUAAUCGUACAAAGUGGCAAAUGAUUGUAUACAAAGUAAAUUUCUAGUCCGUAAUGUUGUUUAUAUGUAAUCGUUGAUGCUUGCUGCCUACCAAAGUACCAAACACAAUUGUGCGGGUCGGGUAUCUCAAUACUCAUGCCCUGUCCCAUGCUAGUGUGAGGCGGGACAGAUAAAACCCAUGUGAGUACAAGGUGGGGUGGGUUGACCCACCCUUAAAUGUUAUUUUAAAAAAAUACAUGUAAAGUUUACUUUUUACGAUUAAAAUGAAGAGGAAAACACUUUAUAAAUGAAAUAUAGUUAUAAUAGAAUGUGUAAUUGAGACUAACAAGUUAACAGAUCGAGUCUAACUAGUUGAAGAAAUGUCAAAAUAUGAGAAAUUUGUAUAGAUAUCGUGAAAUAUUGAGCUAGAAUGAGCCAAGAACGGAAUGAAGCGGGACAAGUCAAAUCGGAAGUAGAUACUCAUGACCCGUCCCACACUACUGCGAGUUGGGUAAUACCCGUCCUAUCGCGGAUCAGCACAGGUAGUACCGACGGAACAAGUUCAAAUUGCCAUUAUUCAACAUAUUUUAAUGUAGGGUAUUGUAAUUUAUAUUCAAAAAGAAAAGAAGGGGUGGGCCAAAUGUCGCAGUAAAGUAAAGCCCAACUUUGUAGAAUACUAUUAUGGGCAUUUCUUGUUUCUGUGCAGUCCAGCAAACUGUUAUGACUUGCUAACAAACAGAACCUGUCAUUUCAAGAAAAAUGUCAAGAUUAGGUACGAUCUUUCUCAUGUUCAUUUCAAUGGCGGUCUCAACCAACAUCACCAACAUCCAGUUAAACGACCUCACCGGCGGGAAAACAAGAUGGCGGUUCAGAGCGUCGAGCCGGUCUCCUCCGUAACAUCCUCCAAGCUCCAGCAGCUUCUUCGGGUCGGUAAUUACGAUGGCCGACGAUGCGCUGACCGUGAGCUCCGGAAUUGCUGUUGUGCAUUAUCAUGUCACGGCGGUCCAUGCACCGGCUUCCAAUCCCACCGCACCAAAAUCUCCGUCCGGUGGCCGCAGCGGUGGAGCGACUCCGGCGGCCACUAACGCGUUAAGUUCCUCUACUUCUUCUUCCUCGACGAGAUGGUGCGUGGGAGGUCGAGCGUGAUAAUAUGAAAAGUACAAUAUUAAACUCUUUGGUCUAAAGAGGCAAUUAGAUAGAUUUUCUAAUAUAUCCAGAAUUUUUACGGUGGUUUUUAAGUCUGGUGAACGUUUUUUUUUUUUGCUUCUUUAUAUGUUGAACACUUUGUAUGAUAAUCUUACAAUUAUUGUUGUUGCAAGUUAAUAAAUAUAUCCUUCAAAAACUU